Molecule: messenger RNA, 1184 nt
Organism: Oppia nitens
Lineage: Eukaryota; Metazoa; Arthropoda; Arachnida; Sarcoptiformes; Oppiidae
Product: G-protein coupled receptor 83-like
Exons: 2
Coding region: 15-1184 (389 amino acids)
Biological process (GO): G protein-coupled receptor signaling pathway
Cellular component (GO): membrane
Molecular function (GO): G protein-coupled receptor activity
Source: RefSeq, a predicted model, not a curated record
ACUUAAUAGUAAUAAUGGCAUCAAACGAGACAUUAAAUUCUUCGUCAUCAACGACUAAUGGUGUCCUCACCAGUGAUUUACUUACAUAUACGACAUCCGAUGAGAUCAGAGAUUGGAUUAUAUUGUCGAUGUAUUUCUUAACAUUUCUGUUGGCACUUAUUGGCAACAUUUUCAUCUGUCUGGUCAUCUAUAAUAAGAAAAAAUUAAGAUCAACCACCUAUAAGCUGAUCGUAAAUAUGGCCAUUUCCGACAUUAUCGGCGGUAUUGUCAUACCCGGCCAGUGGCUGUUUUGUUCGACAUAUUUACUGGACAACGGUUCCUUCAAUCAUCGACUAUGCGGACUGUCCAAGUCGUUGCAGAUACUGUCCUACUAUGUAUCAACAUAUUCAAUGACCGUAAUAGCCAUAGACCGGUAUCGGCUUAUAUGUAGACCGCUGGCACCGCGUAUGCAACCGUUGAUACCCAUACUAAGCACCUGGAUAUUGGGUGCCGUAUUUACGGCGACCACAUUUUUUUCGAUGCGAGUAUCGGAAUAUUUUUCGCCGAUUCAGGGACUUAUCGGUUGUCGUGUAAUAUUUCCGUCGGACAUAAGUCUGCUGUUAAGAAAAUGGCGAGUAAUGCUUGUUAUUAUCACCCAAUACUUGAUCCCGUUGUCACUAACCGGCUAUUUCUACGGUAUGGUCAUCUAUACGGUAUGGCAAAGGGAACGGGUGGGCGCCACCGGAGGUGUAGGAGGUGUCGACCAGACAAAGAAAAAGUCGUUUAAUGCCAAUAAAAAACGUACGAUUAAGAUGUUGAUGACGGUUGUGGUCAUGUUUGGGUUGGCCUGGUUUCCCACACAACUCAUGCAUUAUCUUAAAUUCUAUACCAGUGUCAUACCUGUCCAAAAAUCAUACAACAAAUGCAAUUCAACUACAUUUUAUAUGCUAUGCUAUUGGCUGGGUAUCAGUAGCUGUUUCUACAAUGCCUUUAUCUAUUGUCAUUUCAAUAAGGAUUUCCGAUCGGAGGCCAUUGCCUACUGGAACUAUCUGGUACCUCAGUGUCUACAGAUGGACUUACCAGCACCGGGCGAUGAGUCGACAUCAUCACCGAAACCAUCAGCCGAUGAUACUAGUGGUGCCACAAAUCAAACUACUUCUUCUAAUACUAAUAAUAAUAAUAAUUAUGGCUCAACACAAGUGUAG